AUGGUGGAACAACAACAACGAGGAGGACAGGCCGAAAAAGAAGAACUGGAACCAAGAACAACCAGGCGCAACAGAGUGAUGGCGCCUGCUCCUGUUGAGAAAAGGCCAGAGGAUGCCGAGGGGGAAUACAUGCAUGGGAUCGAAAUGGGAAGUCGUAUGAUGAGCGUGGCUGCCAAGCGAAUUGUCCUAUUGGAGCAAGCACUCAGGGAGAGUCAAGAGCGAAAUGCCACCAUGGAACAACAGAUGACCAAAUUUUACGAGGACAAGAUUGCCAAACUGCAUCGAGCGCAAAUGUAUUCGGUCGACCGCAUGGGACAACGUAUUGAUGUUUUGGAAGACGAGUUGAUGAGUCGGACUAACGAAUUGGAAAUGACAAGAGAAAAAUUGUGCAAGGCGGUCGAGAAGGUGGUGGUGCUCCAACAAGAGGUAGCCAGCUUUCAACAACAACAGCAACCAAUCGUGGAUUUGGGUUCUGUGGCAGAAAAGAAGGAAGAAAUGAAGAAUACGCAACCAAAAAAGGUGACGACCAAAACAUCCAAACCCAAGCGACGAAGCAUUUCGCCAGAAGAAAAGAGCUAUCCUUCCUCGGCUGGAUCCGAAGGCGUGUUCGAAGGGAUUGUCAUGUCCAAAAACAACAACAACAACAACAACAACAAGUGUAAGAACAACAACAACAAGAAUAAGAGAUGCAAGGUCGAACCGACAUGGGACGAAGGCGCGAUUGUUCCAGACUCCUAUAUGACUUCUGUUAUGGACUCUCCAACAACGACCAGCAACAAUAAGAAUCACCAGCAAAACAAUAAGGAUGCUGGACUGUCGCGAUUUUUUCACUUUGGGCAAAAGAACAAGGAUGCUACUAAUGCAGCCGCAAAGCCUUCCGACCUGGCAGUGCGACCCAAUGUGAUUGAAGACUUUUAUGAGGUUUGCUCCAAUGGCUCGUUGCCCGAUACCAUCAUGUUUUCUGGUAUUUUUAAAGGGCGGUAG
Messenger RNA from Cylindrotheca closterium, 984 nucleotides. NCBI's taxonomy places the organism in Eukaryota, Bacillariophyta, Bacillariophyceae, Bacillariales, Bacillariaceae. The record is from the annotation of a GenBank genome assembly.